CGCUCUUCUCGCUUCUCGAGCCCUUGAAGGAAGUUUCCCACGAUGCUUCUUUUCUUCCAUCUUUGCUUGUACACCCUCGACAGGAAGUGGCCAUGGUUGCUGCCGUGUUCUGCUCAUGCUCCCGCUAUUGUCAAAUGGCAUACCGGUAUUGCAUCCACUCUCCACUUAUUCUCUAGCUAUAGAUUGGUUUGAUCAUCAUGGAAGACAACGACAAGAGGGGACUGGAGUCCCCCGAGGAUGAGGAUGUUACCGUUGGAAGAGUACCGAUCGACACGACCUUGCAACAUCGAACUGACGAAGAGGAACAGGCUGAGGAAGUGGAACAAGAGGAUACAACAGAGACUGGUGAAGAACCAAAGAAGGAUCAAGAUGCAGACACUCCCACGCCAUCAUCAACAACUAGUACAAUUGCCUCGACAGUCUCGUCUUCGGACGCCCCUUCAGAGGAAACCAAGGAGGAGAUACAACAAGAGUUUGAGGAACAUCCUGCUCCGAGAUCAGGUCAGCCAUCGACCGAGUUGGAUGCUGCAGUACAACAACAAAAAGGUCCUGCUGAUACAGAGCGCCAAAACAGAAAGAUGCCACCACCACCACCACCAGUUGGCUCGGCAGUCGCCGCGGGUAUCACUCCUCAGUCAGCGGUCCAGACGCAGACUCUUCCUGGCGCAUACAGCGUGGGUGGAUUGGAUUCGCAGGUAUCCCACCCGAGCAGAGCCUCAUUGGCGCCUGUCAGUUCCAGCGAGGAUCGAAAAAUGUCAGAGUUUGCAGCCCACCACCACCACAACAACAUCAGAACCGACGAAGAAGCCACAGCAGCUGCCACAAUGGGCACAAGCUCACAGCAUCGGUCAGGGGAAGAUGAAAAGGUGCAGGCUGGACAAGUUGAUGCACAACCACAUCCGUUCAUGAGGCAAGUUAUAUCCUCUGCUGGGGACGAUUCUACUACUAGUGCAGCCAUUCAUCCAAAACAUCGCCUCGUUGGAACGACUGUCUCUCCACCAACAUUCGUUAGAAAGACACCACCGACAAUUGUCAGGGAUAUCCCUCCUCUUCGUACGCCGCAGGGACAGUCGGAAAACGAACCUUCUUCUGGUCAUGGUGCAUACAGAGUGGAUGGAAUGAGCUCAAGUGCAUCAUCCCUCAUGAACUCCCCGCUUGGUCCUUUUGAUGAGGUGGAUGACACACCUUCUUCUUCUGCCAACACCACCAACAAUGAAGGGCAUCAUGGAGGACAACAAGAAAUCUUGGUUACUGCCGCAAGAGUGUACGAUGAGAUUGGUGAUGACACAGAGGCGAACCUUGAUCGUCGUCUAUCUGAGGAAAUGCCUCGCAUUGAAGAAGAGAUCCGUGCCAGAAUACUGGACGAAGCUGUGGAAGCCAAUGUCAUGCCCCAAGGGACAAGUAUCAUCUCAUCCCUCUUCUUUGCCGUCAUGGCCAAGAAAACAAUGUUCCUGGCAGCGUUGGUGAUUCUCGUAGGUUCUGUUGCAAGCAUCAUCUUUCUGUACACUGGAAUUCAGUGGGAACACCAAAAGAAAGAGGAGGUAUUCAAGCAACGCGCCAGAGAUUUCAUCGGGGAGAUCAUCACCACAUGGAGAGACUUUGAAAUGGCUUCCAUUUGGAUUCAUGAGUCUUGUCAGAAUUGGAGACAGGAUGGCUACUCCCACAAACGAUUUCAGCAGCUCUACAACUACCAGGUGGCCACUGGCCUUGAUGUUUUCCAAAUUGAAUGGAUUCCAAAUAUCACAAACAGUGAGAGGGAGGACAUAGAAGAGCAAACCUCUGCCUACUUUGAGAACCACACAGUUGUGAACUAUACUGGAUUCUGGGGAAUGGAAGCAGAUCCAGCACAUCCCGAAGUAGAGACUGCAACCUACCGGUCAGAACAACCCUUCUACUUUCCAGUUCAUUUCAUUGCACCAAUCAAGCGGGAGGGUGGUAUUUUGGGUCUUGAUGUGUAUAGUAAAGAGCAGGAGAGAGAUACAAUCUACCGAGCACUGGAAACCAGGGAACCAGUUCUGACUGAACCCUUUUAUCUCGUUGGUGAUCGUCCACAGGAUGGCUUGGGUGUGGUUUUGUAUAGUGCUGGAGUACCCACCACCAUGGAUGGUGAGGGGUCUGAAUCAUCACCAGAUGUGGCUGCAGUUGUGGUGGAGAUCACUCACUUGUUGAAAAGAACUUCAACGGUUCAGGCUACAAGUCUGGCAGCAUACCUAUACGACUCAGGAACGGAUCCAGAUCCAGAGACUACUCAUCUCACGUUUAUGGGUGGAGUCAAAAUCAAAGUUCAUUCUGAUGGCAGCAAGGAACUAACUUUUGCAACAGAGGAGUUUGACAACUAUGCAAAUCUUGAGACUGCAAGCCUCCAGUUUGAGCAAACCUUGCUGGUUGGUCACCGGCAGUGGACAGUUGUGGUACAACCAAGUGAUGGGACAUUUGACCCAGAUAUUUUCCUUGUCAUUCUCAGUGGAGCCCUAAUCCUUGGUUCGUCACUGUUCAUAGCCGCUUGGAUGGUGCACAGUUUGGGUCGAUCCCUGAGAGCUCAUCAAGUGGACUCAAGUGCAUCGAGCUAG
Molecule: messenger RNA, 2570 nt
Organism: Seminavis robusta
Lineage: Eukaryota; Bacillariophyta; Bacillariophyceae; Naviculales; Naviculaceae
Source: the annotation of a GenBank genome assembly